Messenger RNA from Anisakis simplex (herring worm), 549 nucleotides. The record is from the annotation of a GenBank genome assembly. Lineage: Eukaryota; Metazoa; Nematoda; Chromadorea; Rhabditida; Anisakidae.
AUGGAUUCGCAGCGAGCUGAUCCAAUGUGCUGCUAUAAACACGUGUCCAUUGUGAAAUUGUGCGGAUGGUUGUCGUUGGCUGACAUAAUCGUCCAUCUGUUCACAUCGGUUUAUUUGACUGAAUUAGCGCUCGAUGAGUGCAUAUUCAUACCGUUCGUUAUAUUCGCGUUGUUUAUCGCGUUUCUUUCGGCACUUUACUACGUUGGUCUGCACAAAGACAAUGAUUGCUUGAUGAUACCGAUGAUAGUUGCUAAGGUUCUAUUCGUGCUGAUGAUCGGUUUAUUCAUGCUCUUCUCAUGGAUCGCUUUUUUGCUGUCGUUGUUCUCACUCGUUCAAGUGAAGAGUCCGAUCGACUCGUUAACAACGUGUAAUUUUCUUGUUGUGUUGAGUGUACUAUCAACAGUAAUAUUCAUUCUGAUGCUGAAGAUAUUGUUUCUGUUGCACGACGCGUAUCGUUUCAUCAAGAAGCAGAACGAUCAUAAACGACUCAACGAUAAUUUCGUCACUUUUAUGCAUAACAACACGGCAUUACGGCCAACGUUUGUUUAA